Molecule: messenger RNA, 414 nt
Organism: Helobdella robusta
Lineage: Eukaryota; Metazoa; Annelida; Clitellata; Rhynchobdellida; Glossiphoniidae
Exons: 2
Source: RefSeq, a predicted model, not a curated record
AAAGGGGAGCCCGGUGAUACUGGAAACAGAGGUUUGUUUGGGCCUACUGGAUUAAUAGGUUUGCCAGGAAACGUUGGAACACCUGGUCAACCAGGUUUGCCUGGAAAUGUAGGUUUAUCUGGUGUUCAAGGGGCUCCAGGUGCAUCUGGGCCGACUGGCAUUCCGGGAGUCUCUGGUCAACCUGGUUCAUCUGGACUACCAGGUACAACAGGCAAUAAAGGUGUUCAAGGAGACAGUGGCUUUCCAGGCCAACCUGGCCUACCUGGGCCUUUGGGAAAUUUUGGCCAGCCAGGUCCUACUGGACCUCCUGGGAACGUAGGUAUGGCUGGAAAUACGGGUUUUCCUGGUUCACCUGGCCAAUCUGGAUUACCAGGACAAUCUGGUUUUCGCGGAAACACGGGAUUCACUGGAGCA